This is a messenger RNA of Asparagus officinalis (garden asparagus), 2630 nucleotides long. RefSeq names its product probable pre-mRNA-splicing factor ATP-dependent RNA helicase DEAH4. Gene Ontology annotation, cellular component: intracellular anatomical structure. The record is from RefSeq and is a predicted model, not a curated record. Lineage: Eukaryota; Viridiplantae; Streptophyta; Magnoliopsida; Asparagales; Asparagaceae. Gene Ontology annotation, molecular function: RNA binding.
CCUCAAAAUCCAAACUUUAGCCAAUUUUCAGUCGUAAUUCAUAAUUUCAUUUCCGCCGUUACUCAUCAGAGGCUUGGAGCGAAAACCAAACCCUUCAACCGAGCCCUAACCGUAAUGGCGGAACUCCCGAUUCUCGAGUUCGAGGACAAGAUUCUGGAGACAGUGGAGGCGAACGGCGAGACUGGCUCGGCCAAGGAGCACCCAGCUCUUCAGAUUAUUGCACCGGCUACAAAGUCUGGAAUCAUCGCCAUCACUCAGCCUCGUCGAGUCGCCGCCGUCUCUGUUGCCAGGAGGGUUGCAUUUGAACUUGGCGUUCAGCUUGGUGAAGAAGUGGGUUACGCUAUUCGGUUUGAAGAUCGAACUUCAGAUAGAACAUGUAUCAAGUAUCUUACCGAUGGUUGUCUCCUUCGUGAAAGCCUGUCAAAUCCAGAGUUGAGCCAAUAUUCGGUUAUAAUCUUGGACGAGGCUCAUGAGAGGAGUUUGAAUACUGACAUAUUGCUAGGGUUGAUGAAACGCUUAAUCAAGGAACGCUCGUCAAAUCUAAAGGUUCUCAUCACUUCAGCAACUUUGGAUGGUGUCAAAGUAUCAAACUUUUUCUCAGGUUGCCCUGUGUUAAACAUACCUGGCACAUUAUUUCCUGUGGGGAAGCUGUAUAGCACAGAGCGUCCUACGAGUUAUCUUGAAUCUUCUCUGAAAACUGCUUUGGAUAUACACAUUCGUGAGCCACCUGGAGAUAUCCUAAUAUUCAUGACCGGACAGGAUGAUAUAGAGAAAACUGUGUCGAAGUUGGAGGAAAGAAUCCAACGCCUUGAGGAAGGUUCUGUUAUGGAUGCUCUAGUUCUUCCGCUUCAUGGCUCUUUACCUCCUGAAAUGCAGGUACGUGUAUUUGGUCCAGCACCCCCAAAUUGCAGACGGUUUAUAGUAGCUACCAAUAUAGCUGAGACUUCCUUGACUGUAGACGGAGUCGUGUAUGUAAUUGAUCCUGGUUAUGUGAAGCAGCGCCAAUACAACCCAUCCACAGGAAUGUAUUCUCUUGAGGUUGUACAGAUUAGCAGAGUGCAAGCAGAUCAACGCGCUGGACGAGCUGGAAGAACUCGUCCGGGAAAAUGUUACAGAUUAUACCCUGCCUCUGUAUAUCAUGAGGAGUUGCUUGAUGCAACAGUGCCUGAAAUUCAGCGAUCGUCCCUUGCUGGAAGCGUACUCUAUUUGAAGUCUCUAAAUUUGUCCGACUUUGACAUAUUGAAGUUUGACUUUCUGGAUCCACCAUCACGUGAAUCUUUGGAGGAUGCUCUGAGGCAAUUGUAUCUCAUUGAUGCAAUUGAUGAAAAUGGGCGGACAACAAAUAUAGGGCGAACUAUGGCUGAACUUCCACUGGAGCCUUCGCUCUCAAGGACUUUAAUUGAGGCAAAUGGGCUGGAUUGUUUAUCCCAGGCUUUGACUGUUGCAGCUAUGCUGUCAGCAGAAACCACACUUCGUCCUGCUUUCAGUAAGAGCAAGGAAAAGAAGAGGAAAGAGCCACUUCCAAAAUUACCUGAUGGUUCUGGUUGGGGUGAUCACAUUCAAUUGCUUCAAAUAUAUGAGAGUUGGUAUCGAGCUAAUUAUGAUCCAAACUGGUGUGCGGAUAAUGAUCUGCAGAUACGCAGCAUGAAGUUCAGCAGAGAUGUUAGAAAGCAGUUAUCGCAGAUAAUACAAAAGAUUUCUAAAGGACCAGUGGAUGUAAAAUCAGGUUUGAGACAUAAGAAAAGCGAUCAUGAUUACCAGAAGUUGAGGAGAGCCUUAUGCAAGGGUUAUGGGAAUCAGCUAGCCGAGCGAAUGCUGCAUCAUAAUGGCUAUCGGACGCUUGGUUAUCGGUCGCAACUUAUCCAGGUACACCCAUCUUCAGUUCUAGAAACUGACGAAGACGGGCAACUACCUGAUUAUGUCGUCUACCACGAACUCAUAAAUUCCUCUCGUCCAUUCAUGAGAAAUGUUUGUGCAGUUGAGAUGUCAUGGGUGAUGCCCAUUCUAAGGAAAAUAGAGAAAAUGGACGUCAACAAGCUCAGUGGUGGUUUUGGUGCUUUAAAUGAGAAAGAAACACCAGAGGAUAAACAAGAGCAAUUGCCUGAGAAAGAGGCUAGUGGUAGCACAGCGCCUUCUGAUAAUGUGGACAGCAAAAUUCAGGCAGCCCGUGAACGCUAUCUUGCACGCAAAGCAAAGAAAUAAUGGUCAACCCUCAUGUUCAAAGCGAAAGAGCACGAGAGUGUGAGAAUGCCAACAGAAGCAAGCCCAGCAAUAUUUGUGGGCGCUCAGCUUGACGGGCUCCGCUAGUUGAGAAGAAUCUGCUCCGAUAGAUAUUAGUGUGACGCGAGCAUCCGUUCCUACACUUGUUGUGCUAACCUGCAGAAACCAGCAAUAGGUUAGAGUAGUUCGUAAUUUCAGUUGAGAUCGCUCCCUGUGAAGGUCUCGAGAAAUUAAGACUGCAUGGGUUUGGGCCUAUCCAAUGUUGUGCUCAGUGUGUGUUCAUCGGUCUCAUUUGCUGACUGACAAUUGUAAUCUAUUAAGAGACAAAAUUUUCCUAUAUUUGACCGGUUUGUUGUGAAGGUUUCUAAUCAUUUGUUACAUCUGCCAUACAAGGUUCGGUGGUUCUACUU